GUUCGGGUCGUUGGUAAUCAGGUGAAGAAGAAGAAGUCUCCUCAGAUCGGGAUCAGGUUUGUGGAUUUGGAGAGAGAGAGAGAUGGCGUCGGGGUGGGGAAUAACGGGAAACAAGGGGAGAUGUUACGAUUUCUGGAUGGAUUUCAGCGAGUGUAUGUCUCACUGCAGAGAGCCCAAGGAUUGCUCUCUUCUUCGUGAAGACUACCUCGAGUGUCUCCACCAUUCCAAAGAGUUCCAACGAAGAAACAGGAUUUACAAAGAGGAACAGCGUAAACUAAGAGCUGCUUCAAGGAAAGGUGAAGAAACUGGCGAUGCUACCCAUACUCAUCACUGAUCAAAGUUUUUUUCUCCUUCUACUCCUCCAAGUUUGCAUCUCUCGCAGCUGAGAAGAAGAAGAAUAAGGAAGAUUCUAUAUGUUGUGUGUCAAACUCCAUUUUGAGUUUUUUUUCAGUUUGCUUUUGCCUUCUCUAUUUUUUUACCUUUGGACUGAGUUGUAAUAUGGGCUUUUAGCCUUCACUCACAAAAACAACUUCUUUCUUUGCAAUAAUUUAAAACAGACUAGUGGAUGGAAUAAUGAAAUGGUCCAUUGACUUUCU
Molecule: messenger RNA, 596 nt
Organism: Brassica napus (rape)
Lineage: Eukaryota; Viridiplantae; Streptophyta; Magnoliopsida; Brassicales; Brassicaceae
Product: NADH dehydrogenase [ubiquinone] iron-sulfur protein 5-B
Exons: 2
Coding region: 83-334 (83 amino acids)
Biological process (GO): mitochondrial respiratory chain complex I assembly
Source: RefSeq, a predicted model, not a curated record